This is a messenger RNA of Capsella rubella, 1239 nucleotides long. RefSeq names its product NAC domain-containing protein 105. Gene Ontology annotation, molecular function: DNA binding. Gene Ontology annotation, biological process: regulation of DNA-templated transcription. The coding region runs from base 196 to 1065 and encodes 289 amino acids. Lineage: Eukaryota; Viridiplantae; Streptophyta; Magnoliopsida; Brassicales; Brassicaceae. The record is from RefSeq and is a predicted model, not a curated record. The transcript has 3 exons.
CAUGUCGUCGAUCAAGUGGACGGUCCAUAUCUCUCUUUUUUCUGUACCUAAUUAACAUCUUCAAUAAGUCUCUCUCUCUCACUUCUAUAUUGUUUUCCUCUUGAUAGAGUCGGUCGGGUUUCUUCUAUGAUCGAUCUUUCUAUGAUCAAGAAGAAACCUCAUCAAAAUAACUAAACCUAAAAGAUAACUAUCAAUAUGAUGAGGCUGGAUCAGGAGUCCUCUAGUAUUCCGCCUGGAUUUAGGUUUCAUCCGACAGAUGAAGAACUUGUCGGAUAUUAUCUUAAGAAGAAAGUCGCCUCCCAGAGGAUUGAUCUUGACGUUAUAAGAGAAAUUGAUCUUUACAAGAUCGAACCAUGGGAUCUACAAGAGAGAUGUAGGAUAGGGUACGAAGAGCAAAAGGAGUGGUAUUUCUUCAGCCACAAAGACAAGAAGUAUCCGACUGGAACUAGGACUAAUCGAGCCACCGUAGCCGGUUUCUGGAAGGCAACAGGGCGGGACAAGGCCGUUUACCUCAACUCCAAACUUAUCGGUAUGAGAAAAACGCUUGUAUUUUACCGAGGACGAGCUCCUAAUGGCCAAAAGUCCGAUUGGAUCAUUCACGAAUACUACAGUCUCGAGUCACACCAGAGCUCUCCUCCACCGGAAGAAGGAUGGGUAGUGUGUAGAGCAUUCAAGAAACGAACGACAGUCCCGAACAAAAGAAGGCAACUUUGGGAUCCCAACUGCUUUUUCUAUGACGCCACUCUCUUGGAACCUAUAGGCAAGCGAGCCAGACAUAACACUGAUAUCGCUGUCACACCAUUUAAGCAAGAACUAGUGUCCGAGGUCAAUCACGUAGAAGACGGAUCUAUGUACCUGCUUGACCCCAUGGGAGAUGAUCAAUUCUCGCAGCUUCCUCAGCUCGAGAGCCCCUCUCUGGAUCCGUGGGAAAUGACUCCGAAGAGUAAUAUCUCCGAGACGCAGAGUGGCCGGAAAGAUGACGUGAGCGUGGAGAAGAGGAUCACUGACUGGAGAUAUCUGGAUAAGUUCGUGGCGUCUCAGUUGCUGAUGAGUGGCGAAGAAUAGAGGCCAGCGGCUUCAAUCUAUGCAUGCAUGCACAAGAAACGGCAUCGUACUUAAUUUGGGACUUUCAGUCUUUCUUACACACAUAUAUAUAUAUAUAUAUAUUAUGGUCGUACGUAAUAAAUUGAACGAAAGGAAUUGAUUUCCGAUGGAUAAACAGAAGAAGGUGAGAAACCG